AUGACAAAACCAAAAGUAUUAAGAUUAGGUAAAAUUGAAUUUGGAAUUGAAAAAUGGAAUGAAAUAAAAAAAAUUGCAGAAGUUAUAGAUUGUGAAUCAAAAGAUAGAGAAGAAUUUUUUAAAGAUUUAAGUAAUAAAUAUUCAGAUAUAACAAAUAUAGCAAGAACUUUUGCAUCAAUUAAACAAACAGGUAGAUUUGAUGAAGAAUUAGCUUCAAAAUUACCUUCAACAGUAGUUAGUGUAAGUCAUACUGGAGCAGGUUAUGAUCAAAUUGAUGUUGAUGCUUUUACUAAAAGAGAUAUACAAGUUUCUAAUGUAACUGUACCUGUUGAAGCUCCUACAGCUGAUACUGCUGCAUGGUUAACUAUAACAUGUUUAAGAAAUUAUCAACUUGGUCAUAAUAAUCUUAUGAACGGUGAUUGGUUAAAAAAAAAAGCAGCAGGUACUCCAUUAGGUCAUUCACCUAAAAGUCAAGUAUUAGGAAUAUUGGGAAUGGGAGGUAUUGGUAGAGCUAUAAGAGAUAGAUUAAAACCUUUUGGAUUUAAAGAUAUAAUUUAUUAUAAUAGAAGUCAAUUACCAGAAGAAUUACAAAAUGGAGCUAAAUAUGUAACAAAAGAUGAAUUAUUCAAACAAGCAGAUGUUAUUUGUAUAAGUAUUCCAUUAAAUAAUGAAACAAGACAUUCAAUAGAUAAAGAAUCAAUAAAUAAAAUGAAAGAUGGAGUUAUAUUAAUAAAUACAGCAAGAGGAGCAGUUAUAAAUGAAGAACAAUUACCAGAAUUACUUAAAUCUGGUAAAAUAGGAGCUCUUGGAGCUGAUGUUUUUGAACAUGAACCAAAAAUUGCUAAAGAAUUAAUUGAAUUACCAAAUGUUGUAAGUUUACCUCAUAUGGGAACUCAUACAUCAGAAGCUAUAAAAGAUAUGGAAGAUUGGGUUGCUGAUAAUGUUGAAACUUGUUUAAAAACUGGUAAAGUUAAAACUAUUGUACCUGAACAAAAAAAUAUGAAAAUAGAUGCUAAACCAUUAGUAUAA
Molecule: messenger RNA, 1029 nt
Organism: Lodderomyces pseudojiufengensis
Lineage: Eukaryota; Fungi; Ascomycota; Pichiomycetes; Serinales; Debaryomycetaceae
Gene: IFM3
Product: Ifm3p
Exons: 1
Coding region: 1-1029 (342 amino acids)
Cellular component (GO): cytosol
Molecular function (GO): glyoxylate reductase (NADPH) activity; NAD binding; hydroxypyruvate reductase [NAD(P)H] activity
Source: RefSeq, a predicted model, not a curated record